CCAACACCAAUGGCUUUCACAUUGCUGAGUGUAGAUGAUUUUUUGGGCAUGGAGUUUAAGUCCAACAUGAGUCGAAUGGACUAUUUGUUGGCUGUGUCUGAAGUUGCCUGGUUAAAAUCCAUGUCCGGAGAAGAAGACAACUUAAUCGUGGAACAAGAUAAACAAUUUUGUAUCAAGAAAAAAGAAAGAAUUACUCACAAUAUUCAGUCCAUAUUGUCAACAUUCCCCGCAGUUCUUGAUCAUCAAGAAGAAUCAAUUCUUGAUUUCGUCAUCCCAAAGGGGAAACGAUCACGGCCAAGAAAAGUUAUAGAACCAUUCUUAUGCAAUGGUGGCGAAUUGAUGAUCAAGAAAGCUGUGGAAAAUAAUUUUGAAGAACAAAAACACAGUGUUAAGGCUUAUGAAGAGGAAAACAGAAAGUUCAAAAUCAAUAUUGGUGCUGGUGUUAUCAAUCAAGGAUUCUUCUGUCUUAAGGAGUCACAAAAGUAUGAAGAGGGAGAAAAUAGUGCAAAGGCUGCUGAUCAAAGGGAAAAUACAGUGUUCAAAUUCAAUUGGACGGGUAGUGUUAAUUUUGCAUUUGAAAAUCCAAAAAGACAAUUGCCCAUUAUCAGAAAAAGAUCACGAGAUUUAGCCAAUGAUACACUUGGUUUCAUCAAUCAAGAACGCGGCUUGAACGAAAAAUCAGAGGCUACAAGGGAAAAGAAGAAGGCAAAGAAGAACAUUGUUAGAGUAUUGCCUAUUGAAUUCAAGAAUGUGAUCACUGAAUUUGGGGGUUCGGUUGAAUCAGCUAUUUUGGUCAUUGAGAAAACAUUGUUCAAUACUGAUGUUAAACCAGCAGAAGGGAGGCUUUCAAUCCCACUAAACCAGAUAACUAUUGAGUUUCUAAGACCACAUGAAAAGGCGAAAUUGAAUACUCGCUCUGGGGGCAAAUUGUCUACGAUGCGUGUGAUGUUGAUUGAGCCUUCACGUCGAAUAUGUGAAAUCAAUCUGAGAAAAUGGAACAUGAACAAAAUUAAUGGGAUAUCAAAUUCAAGUUAUGUGUUGGUUACUACCUGGAAUGAGGUGACAAGAAGGAAUGCUUUGAAAAGAGGUACUCUGGUUCAAUUGUGGUCAUUCAGAAAGGAUGAAGAGUUGUGUUUUGCACUUGUUAAGGUUUAA
This is a messenger RNA of Lycium ferocissimum, 1155 nucleotides long. RefSeq names its product putative B3 domain-containing protein At5g35780. The coding region runs from base 10 to 1155 and encodes 381 amino acids. NCBI's taxonomy places the organism in Eukaryota, Viridiplantae, Streptophyta, Magnoliopsida, Solanales, Solanaceae. The transcript has a single exon. The record is from RefSeq and is a predicted model, not a curated record. Gene Ontology annotation, molecular function: DNA binding.